Messenger RNA from Penicillium longicatenatum, 4503 nucleotides. RefSeq names its product sister chromatid cohesion factor PDS5. The transcript has 2 exons. NCBI's taxonomy places the organism in Eukaryota, Fungi, Ascomycota, Eurotiomycetes, Eurotiales, Aspergillaceae. Gene Ontology annotation, biological process: DNA repair; mitotic sister chromatid cohesion. The record is from RefSeq and is a predicted model, not a curated record. Gene Ontology annotation, cellular component: nucleus; chromatin. The coding region runs from base 1 to 4503 and encodes 1500 amino acids.
AUGCUGUCGCGCACUCGCCAAGCUCCUGCUGACGAGGCUGAGGAGGAUUCUGGCCUUCGUAGCCUAUCUUUCAAUCAGCCGUUGUCGUGGCGCGUGGGGCGCUCGGCUAUCCCCAUCGCCGAUCUACUUGAACGUCUCCAAACCCUCGCCCAAGAACUUCGCAAGCUCGAGCAGGAGGACGUUGAUAAAGAGUCUCUGCGAAAAGUGUCGCAGGAACUCGCUAGUGCUCAUCUGCUCGCGCACAAGGACAAGGGGGUGCGAGCCUGGGCCACUUGCUGUCUAGUCGAUGUCUUACGACUGUGCGCGCCGGACGCGCCUUUUACGAGGAACCAGCUCAAGGACGUUUUUACAUGUAUCGUCAGUUCGAUUAUCCCCGCAUUAGCCGAUCCUUCCAAUGCCUACAAUGCGCAACAUAUUUAUGUCUUGGGCUCGCUUGCCGAGGUCAAGAGUGUUGUUCUGAUGACUGAUUUGGACCAUCCCGAUUCUCUUAUCGUUCCUCUCUUCACUGCAUGCUUCGACAUCGUCUCGCAAACAUCGAAAGCGUCCACUGGCGAGGAAGUGGCCAAGAACGUGGAAUUCGACAUGACCCGACUCCUUGUGACCGUGAUAGACGAAACCCCCGUCUUGGCCGCCGAGGUAGUGGAUACUAUGUUGGCGCAAUUCCUGCGGGUAGACCCCCGGGGCCUUGACAACCCUCGCAAGGCUAAACGCGGCGAUGCACCUCUCGAUGCCAAGCAAGAUACGCUUUUGUUGAAAGACUACCCGUCUGCUUAUAACAUGGCCAAGGCAAUUUGUCAGGCUUGUCCAGAGCGAAUGACAAGCCAUAUCAGUCAGUACUUUAACAAUGUCAUCAUUGAUGCGUCGUCUGCCGGUCAAGCCAACGGGUCGAAAAAUGGGACCCGCAAACCGAACCUCGAUGAUUCAGAUGAGGAGGAAGAGGACAUCAAGGACUUGCGCAAAGCGCAUCUUCUGAUUCGAGAGCUUUGGCGAGCCUGUCCGGAAGUUUUGCAGAAUGUCAUUCCACAAGUUGAAGCUGAACUGUCUGCAGAGUCAGUUGCCCUCCGGUUACUGGCUACGCAGACAAUCGGUGACCUUGCGGCAGGCAUUGGUGUUGCCGGACCCCCUCCACCACCACCCAUGGAUCCUGCAUCUUACCCGCCGGUGACACUCGAAGAUUACGCGCAGACGAUUCCCCAGCCUAACGUACUUCUCACACCGGUAUCACCAAAGCCAUUUUCUCAGGUGCAUUCUUCGGCUUAUGAUGCCUUUUUGAGUCGGCGUAUUGACAAGACACCCAAGGUCCGCGCAGCAUGGGCGACAGUUGUGGGUCGUAUUUUGUUGACCUCUGCUGGCGGCUGCGGCCUGAAUGAAAGCGAGGAGCAAGGACUUGUCCAGAGUCUCGCCUCCAUGCUCCGCGAUGCUGACGAAAAGGUCCGUCUUGCUGCUGUGAAUACCGUCGGCCAGUUUGGCUAUACACAUGUCAUUCAUAAACUCGGCAUGAAGGGUGGUUGUUCGUCACCAGAUUCAGUGUUGGCUAUUCUCGCUGAGCGCGUCAAGGACCGAAAGCCGCAUGUGCGUGAGCAAGCCAUGAAAAUCUUAGCACGCAUCUGGGCCGUUGCUGCUGGAGACAUCGAGCAGAACACCGAACCUGUUGUGUCUCUCCUGAAAGAUGCACCGUCAAAGAUCUUCGAUGCUUUCUACACAAAUGACCAAGAAAUCCAUGUGUUGAUUGACCGUGUUCUGUUUGAGAUCCUCCUUCCAUUGAGCUACCCACCAGUCAAGUCAAAGCUUAGUCGAGGAGCCUCUAAUCAAUCACAGAAACAAAAAGACAGUCAGAGUUCCGAUACCGACCAGGAAGCUGACGUUGACAAGAUUCGUGUCCGUCGUAUCUUGACUCUACUUCGGGGGCUGGAUGAGAAGGCCAGACGUGUUUUCUUUGUCACUCUGGCCCGUCAAUUGUCGAUGAGAUCAGCUAUGACAAUGUAUCUGGAGGCAUGUGAGAAGUACAAUGGUGGCGUCGUCGAUAAAGAUGAAGCGCAAGCGAAGGCCCAGCUUUCAAGGGUCAUUGACUCGCUAUCCAAGACAUUCCCAGAUGUUCCGCGCGCAUCUGCGGACCUAUGGAAAUUUGCCAAGACUCAUGAUCGACGCAGCUACCAGCUUAUUCGCUUUGCCAUGGCUGCUGUCAGCGAUUAUCGAACUGUGACAAAAGCCAUCAAGGAACUUCAGCGGCGUGCGCAGAGUGCCAACAACGCGCCCUUGCUUGAUACCAUAACUCCUCUUUUGUACCGCAGUGGGUCUUUGAUCUUCAACCGCAGUCACAUUCCAGCGAUUAUGAGUCUCUCUCGAACUGACGAGAAUGGUCUGGCCCACGCCGCCCAGGAGAUGCUGAAGCAGAUCUCAUCUCAAAAUCCUGAGGUUCUGGAGGCGCAAGUUCAAGAGAUGUGUAAAGACUUGGCGGCACAAGCUCCCAAGUCUUCUUCUCCUAGCGAAUCUAGCUCUGAAGAGAUUCUUAAGGCCUGUGCCGGAUUUGCCAAGAAGCUUCCAGACAAACUUCCAAAGGAGCGCAAAUUUUACCAGGCCUUAACCAACUAUGCUCUGUAUAGUACAUCGCCACGUUCUGCCAAGCACGCCGUCUCAAUUCUGAUGGCCACGACUGACCGGAAGGAAAUGUACGCGAAAGAUCUUAUUCAAAAAUGUGUGAAGAAGUGGACAUACGGUUCGGAUCACUUCCUUACUCGACUUGCAACUCUAUCCCAGCUGAAUUUGCUUGCCCCACACGAAGCCGACGAGGAAAGCGAUGUGAUAAUCUCAAUUGCAAUCAACCAGAUUCUUCUGACGAAUCGACACCCCGUAAAAGACUCGCAGUAUACUUGGUCGGAGGAAGUCGAUGAGGAGACACUCGCAAAAGAGUGGGCGCUCAAAAUCAUUGUCAAUCGCCUUCGUGCGAAGGAUGGCUCGGACAAUGAUGAUGAUUUCCGUGCGCAUGCCGGUCCCGUUUAUGAUACGUUGAACAAACUUGUGGCCGGGGAGGGUGAGAUUUCCAAGGAUAAAGAUACUCCUGCAAAUCAAAAGUCGAGGUUGCGUCUUCUUGCUGCCAAAUCACUGGUCAAACUGUGUGCGUCAAGUACUUUGUGUGACCAUUUGCUAGCUCCUGCGGAUUUUAAUUCGAUUGCUUUGAUGGCCCAAGAUCAACUUUUAUCAGUGCGAAGCAAUUUUAUCAACUACCUCAAGAAAAAGUUGGUUCAAAGGUCACACCUCGGAUAUCGCUGGUACAUUGUUCCUUGUCUACUUGCAUUCGAGCCGACCAUGAGCUUGAAGGAGAGCACGCUCACUUGGCUGCGGUCUCGCGCAGCACAUUUCGCCCAACAAGCCCAAAAUAUUGGGAAACGAAAUGAGCAGACCAUGGUGAUGGAAUUGAUCUUUUCGCGCCUUUUAUCGUUGCUCGCCUACCACCCUGAUUAUCCAUCUGAAGAUCUAGAUGAGUCGACAAAGCUCGGCGAUCUCAGCGACUUCUCCCAAUACAUUGUCUUCUACCUCUCCGCUGUUGCCAAUGAGCAGAACAUGUCACUUAUUUUCCAUGUUGGUCAGCGCGUCAAGCAAUUCCGUGAUGGCAUCACCAAGUCAGACGAGAUGUCUACUCGCCUUCACACUCUGUCUGACUUGGCUCAAGCAACCAUCAGAAAGUUUGCUGACAUCUACUCGCAACAACAUAAAUUUGGUGGUGGGAGCGGAGGCACCAACAUCAUACAAACUUACCCCGGUAAGAUGGGUGUUCCUAGUGCCUUGUUCGCAAUGAUGGGUAGUCACCAAGAAGCCCAAGAUGUUGCCGACAAGAACUUUCUUCCAGAUGAGUUGGACGACGUGCUUGACCGCGUUGUACGGGUGGCAAUGAAGCCAAAGAACACCUCCCAUGGCGGACAAGGCACCGUUAAGAAGAGAAAGCCCGAUUCUCUUGGUGCUAAUGACAACGCCUCGGCCAAGAAAGCACGCAAGGAGAAGACUACACGGCCAUCUCGCAAGUCUUCUUCAUCAGUGGGUGUGUCCAAUAAGACCCCUCAACGCAAGCGCAAGGGCGAUGAUGAGUGGUCCACUGAAGUCGGUGCCAAAAGUGUCUCUGCUUCUGCUCGCCGUCGUAGCAGUCGCGGAACUACUAAGCCUCAGAUCAGCUAUGCAGACAACGACAGCGAUGAAGAUGAUCAAGAAAUGCAAGAUAACAAUGAUGCGGCAGAUACUGAGGGUGAAGACGAAGAUAUGGAUGAGGGUGAAGACCACCCUGACCAAAACGAGGAGGAAAACGAAGAAGAAGAAGAGGAGGAGGAGGAAGUGGAAUUAGAGGCGCAAGAAAAGGAAGAAGACCCUGCACAGGCGAGCGAGAAAGAGAAUUCUUCCCCCGUUGCCUCGAAGCGAGGAGCCAAAGCGUCUACGGCAAAGAGCCCUCGAGUACAGAAAGAGAAACCGGCCACAGCCACUUUGCCGACGCGACGAUCAUCCCGCCGGGGAUGA